CUUACUUUAACUUCAACUUCAGAGAAUGUAAACAAUACUUUUGUAUUAGUUGUGAAAAUGAUUCCGGAUAAAGUUCAACAACUAUUUAAACUUUCUUGUCGAUUUAAAUUAUGCCCUAUUUUUCACAAAUCACAGAUUGAAGUUUCUCGAACAAUUUCAACCAGUUCACCAGCUUAUGGAAAAAGAAAUUUUCGUAAAUUCAAUGUAGCAAAACGAGGAACUUAUGAAGAUCUCAAGUAUUUUGAAGAACAUCCCGAAUUAGAAGAUCAAAGAGGCAGAAGACUGCCUGGUCAUUGGGAAGGCAGUAAAUUUGUAAGAAAUCCAGAAAUGGUCCCAGAACUUAUUGUUCCUGAUUUAAAAGAUUUUCCUCUGAAACCUUAUGUGUCAUAUCGAACUGCAGAUAUAGAACAAGGAAAAUUUACUCCAGAACAUUUAUUCUAUGCUGCAUAUUAUAAAAAAUUAAAAAAGGAUUUUGAAGAAGGUAAAUUAGAUGAGAAUGGAAAUUCUCUGGAACCAUCAGCAGAGGAGAAAAUGGAUGCUGAAGAAGCUUGGAAGAAAGCACGUUCAUCAGGGAGCGAUCUUUUUGGUUAAGAUGCUUUAUGUUUUAAACCAUUCAUUAUUUCUAGAAAAUAGAGUUAUGAUAUUGCAUUUCACCACAUGUUGUUAAAUUAUUGUUAUUAAAAUGUUUUUUAUCUGAGUA
Molecule: messenger RNA, 700 nt
Organism: Argiope bruennichi
Lineage: Eukaryota; Metazoa; Arthropoda; Arachnida; Araneae; Araneidae
Gene: mRpL41
Product: 39S ribosomal protein L41, mitochondrial-like
Exons: 3
Coding region: 58-591 (177 amino acids)
Biological process (GO): translation
Cellular component (GO): mitochondrial large ribosomal subunit
Molecular function (GO): structural constituent of ribosome
Source: RefSeq, a predicted model, not a curated record